AUGGACCCUGUAAAAGAACAGGCCAGAAAGGAGGUGGAGGCUCUGAAAAAGAAGAAGAAGAAGAAGAGGAGUGCCCCAGAGGAAGUUGCAGAGGAGUCUGGAGCCAAGAGGGCGAAGGUAGCCCCAAUGGAGGUGGAGGUCCCUGCAGCAAAGGACGCCCCAGAGGUGGUGGAGAUCAUCCCAACGGUGGAGGUUGUGGAGAUUGCUCCACCAGUGCAAGUGGAGGCUGGGGUGAGUGAGGCGGCGCCGAGCGGAAGGGGACAGGUCCAGCAGAGGCCAGACCCCCAGGAAGGAGGGGAUUGUCCGGCGACGACGAUUUAUCACGCGCGCGCGGUGGCUGGAAGGUUAGAGGGAGAAGGAGGUCCAGCCAGGGCGGGGGCAGACCGCCUGGUGAAGAUUGUGGAGGAGGGAGCUCUGCGCGCAGCAUCUGGGUAUAAUGAGGCCGACCUGUUGAGGGGGUUAUGCUCCGCCCAAAUGGAGGUAACCACCUUGGCGGGGGCUCUUCUUAGGAAGGCUGGGGCUGCCAAGUUGAAGGCUGAGGAGGCCAGGGCCCAGUUGGCCAAAUUAAGGAAGGACAGUGCCGACUGGGAGACUGCCUACGCCGAUCUUCCAGCAGUCAAGUUGGAACUGGAGGACACACGCCGUAAGGUUGUGUCGCUGGAGUUCCAACUGGUUGGUGAACAGAAAAAGUUGGAAGAGUCUAAGAGGGCAUGCGCCGUGGCCGUCGAGCGGCACGAAGAGGCUAUGACCAGCAAUGAAGAGCUGGUCAGGCAAAAGGAUGAAGCGGACUCCAGAAUUGGAGAUCUGUUGAAAGAGCUGGGGGAGGAGCGCGCCAGGGCAGAGGAGGACAAGGGGAGGCUUCUGAGGGAAUGGGAGAUGGAGAAGGCGAAGGUGGCGGCGGAGCUGGAGAGUCUAAGGAAGGGGAUGGAAGAGGAGAGGGCGACGGCGGCUGCUGAAAGGGUGGCCCUGCAAAGGGAGCUGGACGAGGAGAGGGCGAAGGCGGCGUCUGAAAAGGCGGCCUACCCUGAUCUAUGCGUCGCAGCAGUGGAGCAAUAUAAAGGGUCCCCCGAAUUCCAGAUGGUGGUGGAUGCUGCCGUCACCAGGAGUCUGGCUGGUCAAGAGCCUGGGGGGGGGCUGAGCAAGGAAUCCGUGAAAUCCGUAAUCCAAUCCAGUCCAGUCCUGGGUCACCCUACAGGCGGUGAUGGGCAGGGGGUUGGUGGCAGGGCUACCUACGUCGAUCAAGGGGUGGCGGCCACGGUGGUUCUUCGUGCCAGAGAGGCGGUGGCGGCUCUGAAGAAAAAAAAGGAGAAGAAGAAGAGGGGAGCCCCAGAGGAGGCUGCAGAGGAGUCUGGGGCCAAGAGGGCGAAGGUGGGCCCAACGGAUGCGGAGGUCCCUGCGGCAAAGGACGCCCCAGAGGUGGUGGAGAUCAUCCCAACGGUGGAGGUUGUGGAGAUGGCUCCACCAGUACAAGUGGAGGCUGGGGUGGGUGAGGCGGCACCGAGCGGGAGGGAACAGGUCCAGAGGAGGCCUGACCCCCAGGAAGGAGGGGUUCGUGUGGCUACGGCGAUUUAUCAUGCACGCGCGGUAGCUGGAAGGUUGGAGGGAGAAGAAGGCCCAACUAGGGCGGGAGCCGACCGCCUGGUGAAGAUUGUGGAUGAGGGAGCUCUGCGUGCGGCAUCUGGGUAUAGUGAGGCCGACCUACUAAGGGGGUUAUGCUCCGCCCAAAUGGAGGUAACCACCUUGGCGGGGGCUCUUCUUAGGAAAGCUGGGGCCACCAAGUUGAAGGCUGAGGAGGCCAGGACCCAGUUGGCCAAAUUAAGGAAGGACAGUGCCGACUGGGAGACUGCCUAUGCCGAUCUGUCAGCAGUCAAGUUGGAACUGGAGGACACACGCCGUAAGGUUGUGUCGCUGGAGUUCCAACUGGCUGGUGAACAGAAAAAGUUGGAAGAGUCUAAGAGGGCCUGCGCCGUGGCAGUCGAGCGGCACGAAGAGGCUAUGACCAGCAAUGAAGAGCUGGUCAGGCAGAAGGAUGAAGCGGACUCCAGAAUUGGAGACCUGUUGAAGGAGCUGGGGGAGGAGCGCGCCAGAGCAGAGGAGGACAAGGGGAGGCUUCUGAGGGAAUGGGAGAUGGAGAAGGCGAAGGUGGCGGCGGAGCUGGAGAGUCUGAGGAAGGGGAUGGAAAAGGAGAGGGCGACGGCGGCUGCUGAAAGGGGGGCCCUGCAAAGGGAGCUGGACGAGGAAAGGGCGAAGGCGGCGUCUGAAAAGGCGGCCUACCCUGAUCUAUGUGUCGCGGCAGUGGAGCAAUAUAAAGGGUCCCCCGAAUUCUAG
Camellia sinensis is the source of this 2328-nucleotide messenger RNA. Lineage: Eukaryota; Viridiplantae; Streptophyta; Magnoliopsida; Ericales; Theaceae. The record is from RefSeq and is a predicted model, not a curated record.